UUGGUGAAUUGGAACAUUCAAAGGUUUUAUUUCCUGCAGGAAAGUGGGUGUGCGGUGCCAGUGUUGGUGGUGGUCGCCCUAACCGGGGUGAAAAUAUGCGACCCCGACGACCAGAGUGUGCGCAUGUCGCACGCGCUGCGCCGCAUCUCGUACGCAACUUGUGAGGCGGCCCGUACGUUGUUCGCGUUCGUCGCCCGAGAGCCACGCUCCGACCCCGCCGUCCAGUAUUGCCACGCCUUCGAAACCGAUACGCCGGAGCAGGCGGAGGAGUUGAAUACGUUGGUGGGAGAUGCAUUCCGAAUGGCGUUCGCCUCGCAGUUACAGCCCUCUGCUCCACUGUGGAGUAAGGAGCUAAACGGCGGGACAUGCACUCGCGCCCCUGAUACACUGCCGGGACUUACGCAUCACUACCCACACUGCUUGGACAGAUCGUCAGCGCAAUGCGACGCGAUGGGCGGGUCAAACCUUGCGAACGAGGCGAGUCCAAGCAGCUCGGAGGAAUCGUCGCCGACGGAGCUGAGCUGCUACCGGAGGCUGGGCGAGCGGCCGCCGCUUAUGAGACGCCUUGCGAGAGGACUCACGCUGCUCCAGCCAUCUGACGACGACUCCACGCCGCUUGUCACCGAUACUCCCACAACACCCACAAACGUCCCGCUGUGUCUCAACAGCGGUUACAUCAACGAGGCUUCGGAAGCUGAGGCGCGAACGCGGGAAAGCAACCGUGAACACGUGACCCGCGAUCUGUCAACGCACUGUGACCUCGACUUUAGGAAAUGCAAUAAUGUUGCCAAUAGCAGUCCGGCGACAGGCAGCGGUGGGGCGUCGUCUUCUUCAGGAGCGUCCUCCUGUGGCACCUCGCUUGCUUCCGGCAACAACAACGCGCGCCCCGAGCCCGAGCUGCGACACGCGCCCUGGUUCCAGCAAGGCAUUCCCAGAGAGAUCGCACUGGAGGUGCUGGGAGCUCAGUCGGUGGGCGCGUUCCUGGUGCGUGGCUCCACGACUCAGGCGGGCUGCCUGGCGCUCUCGCUGCGCGUCCCGAGGGACUUCGCGCCUCAUGGCAUUGCGCACUACCUCAUCCUGCGCACGCCCAAGGGAUACAAGAUUAAGGGGUUCACGAAGGAGUUCGGUUCGCUGUCGGCGCUGGUGACGCACCACAGCGUGAUGCCGGAGCUGCUGCCGGUGCCGCUGCGGCUGCCGCGCGCGCCGCGCCCGCCGCGCGCCGACCUCGAGCCGCUCGAGCGCCUCGCGCCCGCGCGCACCGCUCACCCCCCGCACCCGCCGCACCCACCGCACCGCGCGCAGCUUGACGUCUAG
Molecule: messenger RNA, 1314 nt
Organism: Parnassius mnemosyne (clouded apollo)
Lineage: Eukaryota; Metazoa; Arthropoda; Insecta; Lepidoptera; Papilionidae
Source: the annotation of a GenBank genome assembly